This is a messenger RNA of Phragmites australis (common reed), 2010 nucleotides long. Its product is annotated as 1-aminocyclopropane-1-carboxylate synthase 2-like. The transcript has 4 exons. Gene Ontology annotation, biological process: amino acid metabolic process; biosynthetic process. The record is from RefSeq and is a predicted model, not a curated record. Bases 151 to 1611 code for a protein of 486 amino acids. Gene Ontology annotation, molecular function: pyridoxal phosphate binding; transaminase activity. NCBI's taxonomy places the organism in Eukaryota, Viridiplantae, Streptophyta, Magnoliopsida, Poales, Poaceae.
UGGUUCUCCCAGUUGCCUCCAAUAGUCUGAUCAACUAGCGAACUGCGGCGUGCGAGAAGUGCGUGAGCUCAGCUCUCUGUUUCUCUGCUCAUCCUUAGCGAUCGAGCUAGCUAGUUGCCGAGCGUCUGAUCCUUGGGAAACCGGGACCAAAUGGCUUGCAAUGAGGAGCUCCUCUCGAAGAUUGCCGCCGGGGAGGGCCACGGCGAGAACUCGUCCUACUUCGACGGGUGGAAGGCCUACGACAUGGACCCGUUCCACCUGCACCACAACCCCGGGGGCGUCAUCCAGAUGGGCCUCGCCGAGAACCAACUGUCGCUGGACCUGAUCGAGGAAUGGAGCAUGAACCACCCGGAGGCGUCCAUCUGCACAGCGCAGGGCACGUCGCAGUUCAAGAGGAUCGCCAAUUUCCAGGACUACCAUGGCCUGCCAGAGUUCAGACAGGCGAUGGCCAAUUUUAUGGGGCAGGUGAGGGGAGGGAAGGCCACGUUUGACCCCGACCGUGUCGUGAUGAGCGGAGGAGCCACCGGGGCGCAGGAUACGCUCGCCUUCUGCCUCGCGGACCCCGGUGACGCCUACCUCGUGCCCACGCCAUACUACCCAGCUUUCGACCGUGACUGUUGCUGGAGAUCAGGAGUCAAGCUGCUGCCGAUCGAAUGCCACAGCUCCAACGACUUCACGCUUACCAGGGAGGCGCUCGUGUCGGCGUACGACGGCGCGCGGAGCCAGGGCAUCCGCGUCAAGGGCAUCCUCAUCACCAACCCCUCCAACCCGCUCGGCACGACCAUGGACCGCGGCACGCUGGCGAUGCUCGCCACGUUCGCCACGGACCACUGCGUCCACCUCAUCUUCGACGAGAUCUACGCGGGCUCGGUGUUCGCGCAGCCGGACUACGUGAGCAUCGCGGAGGUCAUCGAGCGCGACGUCCCCAGCUGCAACAGGGACCUGAUCCACAUCGUGUACAGCCUCUCCAAGGACGUUGGCCUCCCGGGCUUCCGUGUCGGCAUCAUCUACUCGUACAACGACGCCGUCGUGGCCUGCGCGCGCAAGAUGUCCAGCUUCGGGCUCGUCUCGUCCCAGACGCAGUACUUCCUGGCGAAGAUGCUCUCGGACGUGGAGUUCAUGGACCGCUUCCUCAGGGAAAGCGCGCGGCGGCUGGCGGCGCGGCACGAGCGGUUCACCUCGGGCCUCCGCGAGGUCGGCAUCGGGUGCCUGCGCGGCAACGCGGGGCUGUUCUCGUGGAUGGACCUGCGGGGCAUGCUCCGGGAGAAGACGCCGGAGGCGGAGCUGGAGCUGUGGCGGGUAAUCAUACACAAGGUGAAGCUGAACGUAUCGCCGGGCACUUCGUUCCACUGCCGCGAGCCCGGGUGGUUCCGCGUCUGCCACGCCAACAUGGACGACGAGACCAUGGAGAUCGCGCUCGACCGCAUCCGACGCUUCGUUCACCAGCACCAGCACCAGCACCAGAAGGCCAAGUCCAAGAGCUGGGCCGCCAGGAGCCAGCUCCGCCUCAGCAUGCCGCGCCUGGGAGGCGCCGCGGCGUCGCACCUCGCGCUGUCCAGCCCCAUGGCGUUGCUGUCGCCGCAGUCGCCGAUGGUUCACGCCGCCAACUAAUCACGGGCAAGUCAGCGAAGUUGACAGGGUGUGCCCUACAUAGUCAUGUGUACGUACGUCCUUUUUUCGAUCGCAUGGUCGUACAAAGACGUGGUGCAGCAAGUCCAUGUGAUCGUUCGUGGAAAGAUUUGACACGCAUUCAGCAUGUAGCUAGCUUGACAUUUUACAGAGACGUAUCGGCGUCAGGCAUAUGUAAGUAUGACAAAUUUGUCCAUUUUUUCUUGUAUUAACCGGAUUGAUGUGUGAAGCAUGGCAGAAUAAUGAUCGGAUAUGGCAAUUAAAGCCUGUCCAUCUGUUGUUGUAAACUUGUGGUAAGGGUUUAGAAUCCAAUAUGUACCACAACAUAUAUAAGUGUGUAUAAUAAUUUUUUAAACACAAUAUAAUGCAUUCGUUUACCAA